AUGGACCUGGCAGAACUUGGACCAGCUGCAGAAUUCCUCAGAAGUGAAGCUGAACUGCUGUCUCUGCAGUCUGCAGCUUUCGAUGGGCAGAAGAAAUGCUGGAUUCUUGAUAACAAGAAUGCUUAUACUGAAGCAGAGAUUAGAGGGAGUGGAGAUGAUGGCAAAAUCAUUGUUGAAACAACAGAUGGGAAGAGGCUUAGUGUCAUGAAGGAUGAAAUACAGCAGAUGAAUCCCCCAGUGUUUGAAAUGAUUGAAGACAUAGCAAUGCUGAUUGACCUCAAUGAAGCAUCUGUGCUGCAUACCCUGAAGAGACGCUAUGACCACUGGAUGAUCUAUACAUAUUCAGGUCUCUUCUGUGUGAGCAUAAACCCUUAUAAAUGGCUUCCAUUGUAUCAGAAAGAAGUGGCAGUGGCCUACAAAGGGAUGAGGCGAUCAGGGGCACCCCCUCACAUCUUUGCUGUGGCUGGUAACGCCUUUCAGGAUAUGCUUCACAAUCAAGAAAAUCAGUCUAUACUCCUUACAGGAGAAUCUGGGGCUGGAAAAACUGUGAACACCAAAUGUAUUAUCCAGUAUUUUGCUACCAUAGCAGCCACAGGUGAACAUCAGGAAAAUCCAGAAACCUUACAAGAUCAAAUCAUGCAAGUGAACCCUAUCUUGGAAGCAUUUGGAAAUGCCAAAACCUUGAGAAAUGACAACUCUUCUCGUUUUGGCAAGUUCAUACGGAUGCACUUUGGUGCCAGAGCCAAGCUGUCAUCUGCAGACAUAAGUAUCUAUUUGUUUGAAAAAUCCCGGGUGAUUUUCCAACAGCCUGGAGAGAGAAACUAUCACAUAUUCUAUCAAAUUCUGUCUGGAAAGAGAGAACUUCAUGAUAUGCUCCUGGUAUCUGAGAAUCCCUCUGACUUUCACUUUUGCUCUCAUGGAGUAGUUGCUGUGGAGAGUUUGGAUGAUGCUGAAAACUUGCUGGCCACAGAUCAAGCCAUGGACAUCUUGGGCUUCCUUCCUGAUGAGAAGUAUGGAUACUAUAAACUCACUGGAGCCAUCAUGCACUUUGGAAACAUGAAAUUUAAACAGAAACUCAGAGAAGAACAAGUGGAAGCAGAUGGCACAGAAAGUGCUGAUAAAGCUGCUUUCCUCAUGGGCAUUAUCUCUUCUGAUUUGGUGAGGGGCUUGAUUCAUCCUAGAAUCAAAGUUGGUAAUGAGUAUGUUACUAGAGGUCAAACUCUUGAACAGGUGACCAGCACUGUUGGUGCCUUGUCCAAGUCAAUAUAUGAAAGGAUGUUUAAAUGGUUGGUGGCACAUAUCAAUAGGGCUCUGGAUAUCAGCCUGUCAAGGCAGUUUUUUAUUGGCAUUCUUGACAUCACUGGUUUUGAAAUCCUUGAUUAUAACAGCCUUGAGCAACUUUGUAUUAAUUUUACCAAUGAAAAAUUACAACAGUUCUUCAAUCAACACAUGUUUGUUCUGGAGCAAGAGGAAUAUAGAAAAGAAGGUAUUGAUUGGGUGCCCAUUGACUUUGGUCUGGAUUUACAAGCCUGCAUAGAUCUUAUUGAAAAGCCCAUGGGCAUCCUUUCCAUCCUUGACGAAGAAUGCAUGUUUCCUGAGGCCACAGACAUGACUUACAAAACCAAACUUUUUGACAACCAUUUUGAGAAGUCAGAUCACUUCCAGAAGCCCAAGCCUGAUAAGAAAAAAUAUGAAGUUCACUUUGAGCUUGUUCAUUAUGCAGGUGUGGUGCCUUAUAACAUCAGGGGCUGGCUUGAAAAGAACAAAGACCUCCUUAAUGAAACAGUCGUGACUGUAUUUCAGAAGUCAUCCAACAGACUCCUGGCAAACCUUUUUGAAAAUGUUAUGAGUACCAACAGUGCUCUACAGUUUGGGCAGAAGAAACACAAGAAGGGCUCUUCAUUCCAGACGGUUGCAUCGCUGCAUAAAGAAAACCUAAACAAAUUAAUGACUAAUCUGAAAUCAACAGCUCUUCAUUUUGUGAGAUGCAUAAACACCAAUAUGAAUAAAAUGCCAGGUAUAUUGGACCCUUACUUGGUUCUAGAGCAGCUACGCUGUAAUGGUAUCUUGGAAGGAAUUAGGCUAUACAAUGGAGGUUUUCCAAACCGACUACUGUAUGCUGAUUUUAAACAAAGGUACUGCAUUCUGAACCCAGAGAUCUUUCCAAAGAGCAAAUUUGUAAGUAGUAGAAAAGCAGCUGAAGAAUUACUUGGCUCCUUGGAGAUAGACCAUACUCAAUACUGCUUUGGAAUCACUAAGGUGUUUUUAAAAGCUGGAUUUCUGAGUCAACUGGAAGCAAUGAGAGAUGAGAGGCUAUCUAACAUCAUCACACUGUUCCAAGCCAGACUACGGGGCAAACUAAUGCGAAUCAAAUUCCAGAAAUUUCUGGAAGAGAGGGAUGCACUUAUUUUGAUCCAAUGCAAUGUAAGAGCUUUCAUGGCUUUCAAGAACUGGCCCUGGAUGAAACUCUUUUUCAAGAUCAAGCCUCUUGUCAAAUCUGAUGGAAUGGGAACUGAGAUAGCUGGGCUAAAGGAAGAGUGUAUGCAACUGCAAAAAGCCUUAGAGAAAUCAGAAUCUCAGAGAGAGGAAUUGAAAGCAAAGCAAGACUCCCUCAUCUGGGAAAAGAAUGACCUGCUUCUUCAGCUGCAGGCUGAGCAAGAGACCCUGGCAAAUGUUGAAGAGCAAUGCAAGUUGCUGAUUAAAUCCAAGAUCCAGCUGGAGGCCAGCAUCAAGACACUGUCUAAACGGGUGGAGGAAGAAGAGGAGAUAAAUUCUGAGUUGACUGCCAGAGGGCGGAAACUUGAAGAUGAAUGCUCUGAGUUGAAGAAAGAAAUCGAUGACCUGGAAACAAUAUUGGCUAAGUCAGAGAAGGAGAAGCGUGCUACAGAGCACAGGGUUAAGAACUUGACUGAGGAAGUGGAGUCUCUAAAUGAUGACAUUAACAAACUUAACAGAGAGACCAAAGUUAUGGAGGAGGCCCAUCAGCAGAUCCUGGAAGACUUGUGUAUGGAGGAGAAGAAAGUCAGCAACCUCAGCAAAGUCAAAUUACAGUUGGAACAAAAAAUAGAUGAACUUGAGGGUACCAUUGAGCAGGAGAGAAAAUCUAGAAUGACCUGUGAAAGGGAGAAACACAAACUGGAGCAUGACUUAAAGAUGAAUCAGGAACGUCUAGAGGAGAUGCAGAGCAGCCAACUGUUGUUAGCAGAAAAACUGAGGAAGAAAGAAUUAGAAAUUAAUCAGAUGAUGUCAAAAGUGGAGAAUGAGAAAGGCCUAGUGACUCCACUGCAGAAGAUGGUUAAAGACUUUCAGAUUCAAAUACAGUAUUUGAAAGAACAACUGGAAGCUGAAAAAACCACUCGAGCCAAGGUGGAGAGGGAGAGAGCAGACCUUACCCAAGAACUGGAAGACUUGAAUGAGAGGCUGGAAGAUGCAGGGGGAGCCAGCUUGGCUCAAUUAGAGAUAACUAGGAAACAGGAAAGUAAAUUCCAGAAGCUUCGCCAAGACAUGGAAAAAACCACACUGUACUUUGAAGCAUUGUCUGCAUCUUUGAAAAAAAGGCAUGCAGACAGUGUGGCUGAGCUUGAGGGACAGGUAGAAAAUCUACAGCAGGUCAAGCAGAAAUUAGAAAAAGACAAGAAUGACUUGCAGCUAGAAGUCGAUGACCUCCUGAUCCGGGUUGAACAGAUGGCCAGAGCUAAGGCUACUGCUGAGAAGCUCUGUAGUCUUUGUGAAGAGCGUUUGAAUGGAGCAAAUGCAAAACUAGAUGAAAUGACUCAGCUUGCAAAUGACUUGACAGCACAGAAAAUAAAACUACGGAAUGAGAAUGGUGAGAUCCUAAGGAGGACAGAAGAAAAGGAGACUUUGAUAAACCAGCUUUCCAGGGAAAAGACUACUUUGAUUCAACAAAUUGAAGAAUUGAAAGGACAACUAGAAAAGGAGACCAAAUCACAAAGUACUCUGGCCCAGGCCCUGCAGUCAGCUAAACAUGACCAUGACCUUCUGCAAGAGCAGUAUGAUGAAGAACUGGAAGCCAAGGUGGCGUUGUUGCGGGCCCUGUCCAGAGGCAAUGCUGAGAUAGUGCAGUGGAGAACAAAGUAUGAAGAUGACACCAAUCAGAAAACUGAAGAUUUGGAGGAUGCGAAGAAGAAGCUGGCAAUUCAGUUGCAGGAGGCUGCUGAAGUCAUGGGGUCAGCCAACGCCAGGAAUGCCUCCCUGGAGAGAGCCAGGCACAGACUGCAACUGGAGCUUGGGGAUGCCCUGUCCGACCUGGGGAAGGCCCGCUCUAAAGCAGCUGCACUGGACCAGAGACAGCAAUACUUAAACAAGUGCUGGGAUGACUGGAAGCAGAAGCACCAGGACUCACAGGCAUUGCUGGAAGCCUCUCAGAAGGAGGCCCGAGCACUCAGCACUGAACUCCUCAAACUCAAGCAUGCCUAUGAGGAGAGCUCUGUGAGCCAGGAGACUCUCCAGCGGGAAAACAAGAGUCUUCAAGAAGAGAUUUGCUCUCUGAAAAAUCAAGUAAAAGAAGGAAAGAAGAACCUAAGUGGAAUGGAAAUGGCCAAGAAGCAGACUGAACAAGAGAAGACUGAAAUCCAGAUGGCACUGGAGGAAGCAGAGGGAACUCUGGAACGUAAUGAAAGCAAGAUUAUUCAUUUUCAGCUUCAACUCUUGGAAGCUCAAGAAGAACUUGAAAGAAAACUUUCAGAGAAAGAUGAAGAAAUAGAAAUUUUUAGGAGGAAACAGCAGUGUGCUAUUGACUCCCUGCAGUCGAGUCUGGAUUCAGAAACUAGAAGCAGAAUUGAGGCUACCCAGCUAAAGAAGACCAUGGAAAGGGAUCUCAGUGAAAUGGAGCUCCAACUAAACUGUGCCACCCAGCAGGCAUCAGAGGCAACCAAAUCCCUGGGUCAGCUUCAGAUUCAAAUCAAGGACCUUCGGACGCAGAUAGAUGACAGCACACACCUUAAUGGCCAGCUGAAGGAGCAGGUAGCUAUGGCUGAGCAUCGCAACUCCGUCCUGCAAUCUGAACUGGAGGAAUUGAGGUCCUUGCAAGAGCAGACAGAACGUGGAUAUAGGUUAGCGGAGGAAGAACUCCUAGAAGCCACAGAAAGAGUCAAUCUUUUCCACACCCAGAACACAAGUCUCCUGAGUCAGAAGAAGAAACUGGAGGUUGAUGCUGCCAGGAUGCAGAAAGAAGCUGAAGAGGUGAUACAGAGGUGUCAGGAUGCUGAGGAGAAGGCUAAGAAGGCAGCCUCUGAGGCAGCAAACUUGUCAGAAGAACUGAAGAAGGAGCAAGAUACCAAUGAUCACUUGGAGAGGAUGAGGAAGAAUAUGGAACAGACAAUACGAGACUUACAGAAAAGACUGGGUGAAGCUGAGCAGACUGCCCUGAAGGGGAGUAGAAAACAAAUCCAGAAACUAGAAUCCAGGAUUCGUGAACUUGAAGGUGAACUGGAGGGUGAGAUUCAUCGCAAUGCAGAGGCACAGAGAGGUGCCUGCAGGCUGGAGCAGUGUAUCAAAGAACUGACUUAUCAGGCAGAGGAAGAUAAGAAAGCUUUAAGCGGGAUGCAGAUUCUGAUAGAUAAACUUCAGCUAAAAGUACAAAGUUAUAAGAAACAAAUGGAAGCAAUGGAAGCACAAGCUAAUCAAUAUCUUUCCAAGUAUAAGAAGCAGCAACAUGAAUUGAAUGAAGCUAAGGAAAGGGCAGAGACAGCAGAAUCUCAAGUCAAUAAACUCAAGAUUAAAGCAAAAGAAUUUGGGGAAAAAAGUAAGUCCGAUUUUAAUUUCUAA
This is a messenger RNA of Erinaceus europaeus (western European hedgehog), 5787 nucleotides long. RefSeq names its product myosin heavy chain 15 (gene MYH15). The record is from RefSeq and is a predicted model, not a curated record. Gene Ontology annotation, molecular function: ATP binding; actin filament binding; cytoskeletal motor activity. NCBI's taxonomy places the organism in Eukaryota, Metazoa, Chordata, Mammalia, Eulipotyphla, Erinaceidae. Gene Ontology annotation, cellular component: myosin complex.